AUGCUGUCGAAUGCGAUCUUGCAGAAUUCUGGAUGCUUGACGCCCGGUACUCCCAUUGCGCACGCCACGAAGCACGACUUGGAAUUCCCGGUAUGGAUCGCGGAGUAUACUCUCUAUCAUCAUGCCUGGGAUAAAUUCAAGCAUCUCGGAAUAAUCGACCCUAGCUACAGGGCCGUUCGCAAUGCGUUCGAGGCAGACUUCGGUCUGCUACGCGCAUCAGCCAUACAGACCCGCCGGACGACAGUCUAUACUCAUAAACUCGGAGACGAGCACCUCAAGUGCAUAACCGAGGACUUUAUGGAUGAAGGGCUUAGAGACAUUUUGGCUGGGAUGCUCACGAUAGUGCAGGCGCAAAACCCAGGAUCCGCAACGGACCCUGCCGCGACGAACAUCAGGUUUUGGGAGAUGCCAGGACAUGGCAGGCAGGCGGGUGACGCCAAAGAUACGACCUGUAAUGGUUUGCAGAGAUCACUAGAAAUAUAUCUGGAGCUCAAGUGCCUUUAA
Molecule: messenger RNA, 504 nt
Organism: Phanerochaete carnosa HHB-10118-sp
Lineage: Eukaryota; Fungi; Basidiomycota; Agaricomycetes; Polyporales; Phanerochaetaceae
Exons: 1
Coding region: 1-504 (167 amino acids)
Source: RefSeq, a predicted model, not a curated record